Messenger RNA from Cladocopium goreaui, 195 nucleotides. The record is from the annotation of a GenBank genome assembly. NCBI's taxonomy places the organism in Eukaryota, Dinophyceae, Suessiales, Symbiodiniaceae.
GCGACCAAACAUUUGGCUCAGAGCUGUCAAUGGUACAGCCGGGGGCAGCUCACAAGGGGCCUAGUCUCCGCCUGGCCUUCAGUGCGGCUGAUUUUAGUCAUCGCCAUGUCUUUCGUGAAAGCUGCUGAACGACCUGAAGGGAACAUGGCCAUGGUGGACCCUUCACACUUGGAGAGGUUGGAGAAGUUGGAGGAG